Molecule: messenger RNA, 2740 nt
Organism: Cephus cinctus (wheat stem sawfly)
Lineage: Eukaryota; Metazoa; Arthropoda; Insecta; Hymenoptera; Cephidae
Product: pancreatic lipase-related protein 2
Exons: 7
Coding region: 420-2030 (536 amino acids)
Biological process (GO): lipid metabolic process
Molecular function (GO): triacylglycerol lipase activity
Source: RefSeq, a predicted model, not a curated record
AUUUUGAAUUAGUCUACCGACGGAUGUCGCACCGUGAAUACGUCGCCUUUACGUUAUUCAAUUCAACGAGCGAACGUUUAUUUAGGCCGCCCCGUAAAUACACACUCGUAGGUCAAGGCUAACGGAAACAUUGACUGACGCCGCGAUUGAAUAUUGUGAAAAUGUAGAUUGACAGUCGACCGCGUUCGCUGUUAUACUAGUGAACGGAUAUAGAUUCAAGUUUUCUUGUAAGCUUCGUUGAAGUCUGUUAGUAAAUUAAUGAACUUGUCGCCAAGCGAGAGACAAUCGUGCGACUGGCUUUGGUAUUAUAUACCGGAGACACGGAGAGCAGUGCUGUGAGAGACUGAAGCUCUUAGUGAAAAUUUUACUUUCUAAGAGACGAGAUUGUUACUUAAAUUAAUUAUAUAUAAUCAUUGACAAUGUUCCUUAACGAAACGCUACUUAUGCUUAUGUACACUACCAAUAUAAUGGCCACUCUGAAGAACGAUACCAGCAGUAACGUCUCCAAGGGUAACACUGGCCAAUACAAUUUGACUAUGCUACCGCCGGAUGAGAAAGACAAAAAGUUCAGCGCGAAAGACGAUGGGGAAAUUUGGCGAUGUUACCAACCUUACGGAUGUUUCUUCAUCGGUCCACCGUGGUCAGAAGAGAACAGACCAGUUUUAUUUCCGGAUCGGCCGGACAGUAUUCACCCGCGCUACGUUCUCUAUACUCGGAAUCACACUGAGAGUUCUGAUAUCGUGGAAAUAGAUCAAUUCGACAUAAUACACCAGUCAAACUUCCGGAAGCAUAAGACCCUCUACUUCAUUAUACACGGUUAUCUCGACAACGGGGACAAGACGUGGGUUCUUAGAACAAUGCGGGAACUUUUGAUUCGAGACGAUGCCAACGUCCUCAUUGUCAAUUGGAUCGGUGGCGCUGGACCACCAUAUACGCAGGCUGUGGCGAACACACGAUUGGUCGGCGCCAUGACAGCCCGACUAGCAGCCAAAUUAAUAGAAACUGGUGAAGUUCAAGCGCACAAGAUACAUUGCAUAGGGCAUAGCCUUGGUGCUCAUACGUGUGGCUACACUGGGCAUACCCUGAAGACCUCCUAUGGUUACACCAUGGGCAGGAUUACAGGUCUCGAUCCAGCAGAACCACAUUUCAGCAACACUUCACCGAUGGUCAGGCUUGACCCAUCUGAUGCUCAUUUUGUCACUGCGAUACAUACUGAUUGCAAUCCUUUUAUUAGUGGGGGUCUUGGUAUUACUCAGCCGGUGGCUCAUAUUGAUUUUUAUCCCAAUGGUGGUAGAAAUCAACCAGGCUGUAACGAAGGUGUAUUAAAUUCCAUUACCUUGGAACGUGGCAGUUUCUUUAAAGGAAUCAAGAGGUUCCUUGGCUGCAAUCAUGUCAGGAGCUACGAAUAUUUUAUUGAAAGUAUCAACACAGCCUGUCCCUUCCUGGCUGUUCCUUGUUCCUCCUGGGACCGCUUUCAGCAGGGCCACUGUUUUGAUUGCAAAAAUCAGUACUGUCCAAGAUUUGGUUUCGAUGCUCACCCUGGAAAUCAUCAUGCAUCUACAUACCUAAUGACUGGAUCACAGAAACCAUUUUGCAAGGCCCAUUACAGAGUGACUAUAAAUAUAUCAAAGACUGAUGAAAGCUUGGAUCAUGGUGGGGAAGUUGGAAUGUUCAUGAUGCGAGUUAUAGGAGCCAGUAAUAAAAAAACUGAGAGAAUAAGCCUAAGCGAGACUUCAAGGUACUAUGAACCCGGAAGUACUCACACUAUCGUACUUCCUGGAGACGUUGUAGGUAAACCAGAAUCAGUAGAAUUAUCCUGGGAGUAUCAAACGUCGGUAUUUAAUCCAUUGACAUGGAGACUCUUACACAAGCCAAGAGUUUACAUUGAUUCAGUAACAGUAGACAAUUUGGAAACCAGUCAAGGAAUCACAGUCUGCCCGGAUGAAUCGAAGACCUUAUUAGCUAACGAGCCAAAAAUCCUUCAAGCAGACAAUUGUCAUCCAACCGACGUUAAUUUCGUGUCCACAUGAGUGACUACACAAAUAUUUUACUACAGUAGGAAAAGAAGAAAAUUGUCGUAUAAAAAGAAAUGAAUAACUGAAGCAAACUUUUACAUCGUACGACAACCACGUCCUAGCACAAGAAGGAUAUAACCUCUUAGUGUUCUUUUAUAAUUUUAGAAUCUCGAUCAAUUCCAAUGCGUCAUUCUCAUUUACGCAAUCAUUUCAUGAAGAGAAGUAAGAAAAGCGCGGAAGUAAACUAUAGCAAUUCCAAAUUUUACUUUGAUAUGCUACAACGUGAAGAGACCGUUUCUCAUUGCAUGCAUAUGAAUUCAGCUAUAUACAUGUAUAUUUCACGAAUCAGUUCCCUUCACCGUCAUUAAACAUAUUGACCGUAUUCUACAAGCUUCCCAGCAAAGAGAAUCAUAUUUCUUAAUCCUAUCUCACCUUGGCACUUUCAUGCUACGUGACAGAUCAUUAUUCUACGAUUAAACUAUAAUUUAAAGUGAUAAGGUCUAUGUCAUAUAUGAUUCCAUUGAAACAGCUCGCGUGUCUAUCGAUAAUAGGACUGCACCAGAUUCCAGACGUUGAAGGCUGCCUGCUCCUUGAGUGCAAACAUUAUGAAGGACCAAUUAUUACAUCUCAACUGAAUCAAUGAAAAUACUAAGCUUUUAGGUUGAGCCAUUCUGAAUGGCCGUGACACUGAUGAAUCUGUCUAAUAUAAGUAUGUACAAGAUUAA